Molecule: messenger RNA, 352 nt
Organism: Trichomycterus rosablanca
Lineage: Eukaryota; Metazoa; Chordata; Actinopteri; Siluriformes; Trichomycteridae
Exons: 2
Coding region: 69-302 (77 amino acids)
Source: RefSeq, a predicted model, not a curated record
CACGGAGCGCAGCUGAGACGGUCGACUGGAUAACAACACAGAAAGAGAAAUUCUGUCAGUGAAAUAAGAUGGAUGGAGACAAGGCUCAAUAUUCACGCCUUAUGGAGUCUCUGAAGAGGAGACAGCGGCUAGGCCCUGACGAGCUUAGACUUAUUGCUGAACAUGACAGCGAUGAAGAUCAUGAAGGCAUGACCAUUGAAGAGGAGGACUUCAUGGACAUGGAGCUCCUGGAUGAAGGGGAAGAAGAGGAUGAAGAGGAGCAAGAUGAGCAGAGGGAUCAACCAACAACCUCCUAUCGGUAAAUGCAUGUAUUCCAAUAGUGUGUAUUUGUAAAUGUGUGUGUGUACAUAUA